AUGGAGAUGCAGGUUUCUGCUUCCCAGAAUCCUCCUCCUGCUCCUUUCUCCCCUCCCUCCGCCUCCGCCUCCUCCAAUAACGGUCCCCGGGCCCAGAACCGCCUCUCGGGUGAAUUGAGAAGUCGUGGUUCUAACCCUCCUCUGCCUGUUCCCUCCGGUACGCCAUCUGCUCAGAACGGUCAUUCUCGCAAUCUCUCCGGAUACGAUAUGGCUGCUCGCAGUCCUCCGAAUCAAAGCAAUACCAAGCAUGUUCCCUGCAAGUUCUUCCGUCAAGGAGCUUGCCAGGCCGGUCCAGCCUGUCCGUUUUUACACUCGACCGAUGCGGCGAUCGACUAUGCGCCUUGUAAAUAUUUCACCAAGGGCAACUGCAAGUUCGGAGCAAAGUGUGCGCUUGCACAUAUCCUCCCAGAUGGACGACGAGUGAAUCGACCAAGUCCUUCCCUGGGAAUGGGUGGAGGCCAUCUUAACUUGGGUGGCCGCAUCAACCCGCAGGCCUAUGUCAACCAAGAUUCAGCCUUGACGAAUUCAGUCCUCUCGCAGCAGCGGAUGAUGAGCAACCAAGACCCUCGAUACGUCUCGCAGCUUCCGCCACAAGAAGAAUUCGCCGCUUUGCAUGCGCAGCAACAGCAGCAACCCCAGCCGCCAGCAGCUCCAUAUGAUGCAAUUCCCUCGAUUGAUGCAGGACUGGCCCCGGAAGCCGGUUCGCCUGUCGACGAUAUUCGGUUUCCCAUGUCGCCCAACAAUCCUCUGACUGCUCUCGAUGCACCGCUUCCUGCAUCAUUUGACAGCGAAGGAAUCUCACACGCGGCUCGUUAUGGCCCCGUGGCUGCCUCGAUGCCAUCGAAAUUUGGGCUCGACCUGUCGUCCCCACCUGCCCAGAGAGCUAGACCUUCGGAUGCACUUCGAAACCUUCGCGAUACGGCUUACGCCCCCGACCUACGAAAGCAGUCCUUAAUGGGAUCGUCGCCCCCGGGAAUGCAAGAUGAAGCAAUAGGAACACGACUCUUACACUCACAACGAGCAGUGAGACCUAAGAUGCUAUCCGCCAGUGUUCCUCGACCAACGAUGUUGGACGAGUGGGACGAGAAUUUUCCAAUGGAAGAAGACUAUUUGCCCAUGAAUCUGCAUGAUGAUGUCCUUACCCCCCAGGAAAAGCUCCGACGACUGUCGCGCACUGAACACGAAUACAGUUCGAGUCACCGUGACAUGAGCGGGCUCGGCAUGGCCAGUUCCAGUUUCUCCAAAAUGGGCUCUCCCCUCGCAUCCAGCCCAUCCCGUUUCGGUGCAUUGUUCGCUAAACAACGGCAAAAGAAGGAAGAAGAAGGCCAUGCAACUGGCACGUCGCUCCCUCAAGUUGGUUCACCCCUUCGCGAGUCUUCUCUUCGUGAGUCUUCUCUGAACCUGGGCACGAGUCCCAGUCUCGGCCCCAUCGGAAGUCGGAGCACUGGCAGUCCCGCACGACAACCGUCGACAUCCAUGAUUUCACAGCAGCUCAGCAACAUGUCUCUUCAUCCUGGCUCUGCACGUCAUUCCUCGUCUAUGGGUGCGAGCAGCCGUCUAGACCGUACCGUUUCGUCGCCUGUCAACACCAGCACGAUCGACGAGGAAGAACAGAGCGACUUGGUUUUCUCCAUGGAAGAGGAAGAGAACAACAAGCGGUGCAGCAUUUCGUGGGACGCCAACAAGGAGGAUUCGAACGAUGAGGUCAGCGCCAGUUAG
Molecule: messenger RNA, 1719 nt
Organism: Aspergillus ruber CBS 135680
Lineage: Eukaryota; Fungi; Ascomycota; Eurotiomycetes; Eurotiales; Aspergillaceae
Product: putative spindle poison sensitivity protein Scp3
Exons: 3
Coding region: 1-1719 (572 amino acids)
Biological process (GO): protein polyubiquitination
Molecular function (GO): ubiquitin protein ligase activity; metal ion binding
Source: RefSeq, a predicted model, not a curated record